UCAGUGAAUUGUGUGGUCUUAGCUUGCAUGAUGUAUUUUUAGGCCUGAUUAAGAUUCAUUCAUCUGCGGACAACACAACAUUUCCCCCUCUUUUUUUUUUUUGGUUUGACAACAUCAGGAAUCCAUCCUAAUAGUACAGUACAGCUUACCCGUGCUAGUAGAGACCGGCUUGUGAAGUUGAGGUUUCCUGUCCUGGUCUACUUCAUUGAUCUUGUUAUCGAUACUACUCCCUCCAUUCCUAAAUAUAUGACGUUUUGAUAGUUCAAAUAACGGAGGGAGUAUAAUUCAUACUGCCUCUCCUCUAUAUAUAUUUUUCUAACAAAAACAAAAACAAAACCGAAACAAGAAGUAUGUCCUUAACAUAGAAAAUGGAAAAUAGGACGCUUUGCUCUACUUGGAAUAAUAGAAACAACAAUGUAAGAAAAUAGAUUAUAGCAAGCCACUACACAGAAGAAGAAUUAGUCCUUGUUUGACUUGUUGACCACCGUUUGACAUUUAGGCAGACAAGUCUUACAUGAUUUGCGGCGCUAGUGACUGCUAUUUGUUAAGCUACUCCAAGUCCGCAUUCUGCCGUAGAGCUUUCGCUGCCAUGGAAGGUUAUUUGGGUUUCCAGCCAAAGUCAUCGUCAGAUUUGAGGUAGCCUUUUUGGUGUCCACAAAUAAAAAGCAGUGACAAGCAGAUAGCAACUGAUGAUAAUGAAAGAAGCAAGCCAUAUGCAUCUGCUUCUGUGGAAUUCUAGUGACAAAUUAGAAAUCAUAAGCAGACUUUCCUGAAUUCUGCUCUUUGGUGGUAAGUUGAGCUGGAAUGGAUUGAAUACGCAUAACAGAAUUAUCAAGGGGAAAAACCCACAGUUAACCUCUCUUAAUUUUCAACACAGUAGUGAACCAUAAUGGCGUUGGGUGUGUAUACCUUUCAAGCAUCCUAGCUAGCUAUUUGAGGUGGAGUCUUGUUGACUACCGGCCUAAGAACCUCUAUAUCCAAGCACCACCACAGAGUUACUCAGAAAGUUCAAGCUCCCACUAUCCUUCCGGCUCUGGGUGGCUGACUAUUCUUCCAAGCUCCCAUCCAUGGCUCUUCUCGUCUUCCUCCUCCUGUUCGGCCAAAUCCUACUCUGCACAGGCGCCGACACCAUCAACUCCACCACACCGCUGUCCGGCUCACAGAAGAUUGUGUCACAGGGCAGCAAGUUCACCUUGGGCUUCUACUCCCCACCCAAACCGCAAAGUAAGACCAUCUCUUCCACCUCUGACGAUUACUACUACAUAGGCAUAUGGUACAGCACUGUACCACUGUUGACCCCUGUGUGGACGGCAACUGCCGACAUGCUGGUGUCUGCCCCAACCGCCGCUUCCUUGGAAAUUGCCAAGGACGGCAACCUUGUCCUCCGUGAUCAGACCAGGAACCGGCAGAUAUGGUCGACCAACGUGAGCAUAUCCUCCAACUCCACCAUGGCCAUCAUCAGGGACAGCGGUAGCCUCGAGCUCACCGAUGCUUCCAAUCCAUCCAUUGUUUAUUGGCAAAGCAUAGACCAUCCCACAGACACCUGGCUUCCGGGGGCCAAGCUUGGACUGAACAAGAUCACUGGUGUGAGCAACAGGCUUGUUUCUUGGAAGAACAGCGCAGACCCAUCUCCUGGGCUGUUCUCUCUGGAGCUAGACCCAAACGGCACAACACAACUUUUCAUCCGGUGGAACGAAUCCGUAAACUACUGGACCAGUGGCCCCUGGAACGGCAAAUACUUCACCCUGAUGCCAGAGGCUGCCAAGAACAUAUACCGCUUCCAAUUCAUCAACAACGCCACAGAAAGCUACCUCUCCUACUCGAUGGAGGAGGAUUCAUUAGUCUCGCGGUUCAUCAUUGACGUGACUGGACAGACCAAGCAGCUGAUAUGGAUGGAUUCCAAACAACAGUGGAUUUUGGUCUGGGCCCAGCCACAGCCAUGGUGCGACGUGUAUGCGCUUUGUGGAGCAUACGGCAGCUGCACCAACCCCCUCAAUGCGAGUGACACGUACUGCAACUGUGUCAAGGGGUUCAGCCAGAAGGUUCAGAGUGACUGGGACCUCCAAGAUUACAGUGGUGGAUGCAAGAGGAAUGCACCAUUGUUCUGCGAGACCAACUCGAGCUCCGCGCACACUCAGUCUGAUAAGUUCUAUGUCAUGACAGAUGUGAGGCUACCUGAUAAUGCUCGGGGUGCAGUUGCCAAAAGCUCUCAAGAAUGUCAGGUGGCUUGUCUGAAUAAUUGCUCUUGCACUGCUUACGCUUACAAUCCCGCCGGGUGCGUUGUUUGGCAUGAGGACCUGAUUAACCUCCAAGAGCAAUACAGCGGAGAAGGAGGUGGCACACUCCUGCUCAGGCUUGCAGCAUCCGAGCUGCCAGAUCAACAAAGGACAUCCGAGCUGCCAGAUCAACAAAGGACGAAAACAAGGAUCAGUGGUUCAGUUGUUGGUGGAGUUGCUGCAGUUUUGAUAAUUCUUGCGAUUAUGUCGUUCUUCCUAUUUCAGAAGUGCCGCCGAGACAGAACUCUUCGGAUAUCCGAGAAUGCUGGAGCUGCACCGACUGACUUCAGGUACACUGAUCUGUUGGAUGAUAUUCGAAGCAUCGAUUCACUUCUUCUCGAUCUAUCAACACUAAGAGCGGCAACAAAUGACUUUGGCGAAGGAAAUAUGCUUGGUAAAGGAGGUUUUGGGAUGGUUCAUAAGGGAGUCCUACCUGACGGUAAACAAAUAGCAGUAAAAAGACUAUGUCAAAGUUCCACACAAGGAAUAGGGGAACUGAAAAGCGAACUUGUCCUGGUCGCUAAGCUUCGCCACAGGAAUCUUGUGAGCCUCAUUGGUGUUUGUUUGGAAGAACAAGAGAAAAUACUUGUGUACGAAUUUAUGCCCAACAGAAGCCUUGACACCAUUCUUUUUGAUUCUGAGAAAUGCAGAGACCUAGAUUGGGAAAGGAGAUUCAAGAUUAUCAGUGGGGUUGCUAGGGGGUUACGGUAUCUCCAUGAAGAAUCUCAAUUGAAGAUAGUUCACCGUGACCUGAAAGCGAGCAAUAUCCUAUUGGACCUCGAUUACAACCCUAAGAUUUCUGACUUUGGCUUAGCGAAGAUAUUUGGAGGGGAUCAAUCAGAAGAUGUCACUAGGCGCAUCGCUGGGACAUACGGAUACAUGUCGCCCGAGUAUGCCAUGCAUGGUCAAUAUUCAGCGAAGUCGGACGCAUUCAGCUUCGGUGUUUUGGUUUUGGAGAUUGUCACAGGAAGAAGAAACAAUGGCUCCUGCAACUCGGAGCAAUAUGUCUAUCUCGUAAACCUUGUAUGGGAGUACUGGACCAGGGGAAAGGUCAUCGAGUUGAUCGAUCCAUCCCUUAGCGACCAUCCCUCUCACGUUGACCAGGUGCUGAAGUGCAUCCAGAUCGGUCUGCUGUGUGUGCAGAACAGGCCUGAAGAUAGGCCAACGAUGUCAUCGGUGAAUGUUAUGCUUAGCAGCCAGAGUGCUCGCCUCCCUUCUGUUUCCAUGCCAGCCUUCUCCGACGGAUUGAGUGGACGCAGUGAUAAUAAUUCAGAAGCGGCGUCCUCAAAUGGAAUGACCAUCACAAAGCUUGAGCCAAGAUGAAACCAGUUUUCAGUUUUCACUAGUGCCACAUUACUGACCUUCUAUAGAUCAGCUUGAUGAAAUGUCUUUGGUGUCACUUUUUAGAGAUCUUAGUGCCUCCAAGGUUAUCAUGCUGGUAAUCGGGAUUACCAAUAUGAAAAGAUUUAAUGCUGUUGCUGGUAGCUUGGAUUUUAUUCUAAUUACUGGAUCGAAGUUUUAUUCAAAUUGAAAAAACAGUAUAGAUUGAUUAUUGCCACACCUAUUGUUUCAGUGUAC
This is a messenger RNA of Triticum aestivum (bread wheat), 3854 nucleotides long. RefSeq names its product receptor-like serine/threonine-protein kinase SD1-7. Gene Ontology annotation, biological process: recognition of pollen; protein phosphorylation. Bases 1068 to 3599 code for a protein of 843 amino acids. NCBI's taxonomy places the organism in Eukaryota, Viridiplantae, Streptophyta, Magnoliopsida, Poales, Poaceae. Gene Ontology annotation, cellular component: plasma membrane. The record is from RefSeq and is a predicted model, not a curated record. The transcript is spliced from 5 exons. Gene Ontology annotation, molecular function: ATP binding; protein serine/threonine kinase activity.